AUGGAGCCAGCUCAGAUGCUGGUGACCUUUGAGGAGGUGGCUGUGUAUUUCACCCAGGGACAGGGGUCUCUGCUGGACCCCGCUCAGCGAGCCCUCUACAGGGAUGUCAUGCAGGAGAAUUACGAGACGGUGACCUCGCUGGGAUUUCCCAUUCCCAAACCUGAACUGAUCGCCCGGCUGAAACGAGGGGAAGAGCCGUGGGUGCCCGAUCUCCAGGCCUGCGAAGAAAGAGAGAUCCCGAGAGGCACCCACACAGGUGAUGAGAGAGUGAGUGAGAAUGAAGAGGAGAAUCAUGAUGCAGAAGUUCCUGAACUAAUUACUCAUCAGAGAAUCCACACAAGAGAGAGACCCCAUAAGUGUUUAGUCUGUGGAAAAAGUUUCAUACAGAGGUCAUCCCUUGUUAAACAUCAGGCAAUCCACACAGCAGAGAGACCCCAUAAGUGUUUAGUCUGUGGAAAAAGUUUCAUAUCGAGAUCAGACCUUGUUAAACAUCAGAGAUUCCACACAGGAGAGAGACCUCACAAAUGCAUGGACUGUGGGAAAAGUUUCAUACAGAGAUCAGACCUUGAUAAACAUCAGAGAAUCCACACAGGAGAAAGACCUCACAAGUGUGUGGAGUGUGGGAAAAGUUUCAGAAUCACAUCAUACCUUGUUUUACAUCAGAGAAUCCACACAGGAGAAAGCCCCCAUAAGUGCUUAGUCUGUGGAAAAAGUUUCAUUCGUAGAUCAGACCUUGUUAAACAUCGGAGAAUCCACACAGGAGAGAGACCUCACAAAUGCGUUCACUGUGGGAAAAGUUUCAUACGGAGAUCAGACCGUGAUAAUCAUCAGAAAAUCCACACAGGAGAGAGACCUCACAAGUGUGUGGAGUGUGGGAAAAGUUUUAUACAGAGGUCAGAUCUUAGAGCACAUCAGAGGAUCCACACAGGAGAGAAACCUCAUAAGUGUUUGGAAUGUGGAAAAUGUUUCACACGGAGAUCACAUCUUAUAGAACAUCAGAGAAUCCACACUGGAGAGAGACCCCAUAAGUGCUUGGACUGUGGGAAAAGUUACACACAGAGAUCACACCUCACUAAACAUGGGAGAAUCCACAUAGGAUCUAAACUUCUGUGACACAUGGCCAGAAACG
Molecule: messenger RNA, 1129 nt
Organism: Emys orbicularis (European pond turtle)
Lineage: Eukaryota; Metazoa; Chordata; Testudines; Emydidae
Product: zinc finger protein 189-like
Exons: 6
Coding region: 1-1113 (370 amino acids)
Biological process (GO): regulation of transcription by RNA polymerase II
Cellular component (GO): transcription regulator complex; chromatin; PcG protein complex
Molecular function (GO): RNA polymerase II cis-regulatory region sequence-specific DNA binding; DNA-binding transcription factor activity, RNA polymerase II-specific
Source: RefSeq, a predicted model, not a curated record